Molecule: messenger RNA, 796 nt
Organism: Liolophura sinensis
Lineage: Eukaryota; Metazoa; Mollusca; Polyplacophora; Chitonida; Chitonidae
Product: titin-like
Exons: 5
Coding region: 95-796 (233 amino acids)
Biological process (GO): synapse organization
Cellular component (GO): neuron projection membrane
Source: RefSeq, a predicted model, not a curated record
UAAGGCCUUGUGUCCGAUCAAUCGUUAUGUAUAUAUAUACUAUAACCAGUGCAGUGUUACAUCAUUACCUUCCAGUAAUUUGCUGAAGAUACCAAUGUUUCCAGAGAAUGGUUCCAUGACAAUGUCCCCCAGUGUAAGUCCUUUAUGGCUGCGAACAGAGAGCACAUUGAACCUUACCUGUGUCUCCGACGGUCGAACAGAGAUUUCCUGGUACAAAAAUAACGUGAAAAUGAACAUUGACUCGACGGCCGGGUUCAUAAUGACCACGAGACAAACGGUUACAACAACUACAAGCAAUUUGUGGAAAGUCGACGUCCGUAUCAGUGACGCUGGCACCUACAGUUGCUAUGAUAACCAGCAGCGCCAUCUACAUAGAACUAUUGACGUCAGAGUUCUGAAUGUGGUGGGGUCAGAUGUUACCAAACCAGUCGGGGACAGUGCGACGCUGAAGUGUAACCCGCAAAAUUUGAAACAUGAAGAUUUCAAAAGAGUAGAGUGGCGACGAAACUAUGACAGUCUUCCUUCUCACCAGCGUUCCAGGGUAAUCAAGAACGACAACUCCUUCUCUUUAAAACUAACUUCCUUAGACCAAAGUGAUUCUGGGGAUUAUGAAUGCAUAUUUACGUUUGAGACGAAAACUCCGGACGGUUUAGUGCAAGAAGCAAGCCUCUCCAAGAGGAUCCGAUUGGCUGUGCAGGUGUGUACGUCGUACGACACAGUGACCUGUGCUCUCUCUGGCAAUGUUUUGAAUUAUUCCUUGCCACCUUCCUUUGAGGAUACUGAAACUGUGUUGUAA